AUGAAGGCAAGUUCCCAAGGCAUUCCCCUGCGCAUUUUGACGCAUAACAUCCGGUAUGCCACUACCUCUCCAUUCCAAGGUGAGCGACCUUGGGAGGAAAGAGCCCCAGGGCUUCUCAACGAGCUCCUCUACAAUACUCACAACCAGGAUGCUUUCAUCUGUCUACAAGAAGUCCUUCAUAAUCAACUCGAAGAUGUGAUCUUCAGUCUUAACGCGCAUCACUCCUGCGCGUCAACUGCGAAACCAGGGCCCCCAAACUGGGCCUACAUCGGUGUUGGUCGUGACGAUGGGAAACACGCCGGGGAGUACUCGCCUAUUUUCUAUCGCCCCUCCGUGUGGAAGCUCCGACAAUGGGAGACCGUCUGGCUUUCCGAGACCCCUACUAUCCCGUCCAAAAGCUGGGAUGCCGCAUCGAUCCGGAUCGUGACGAUUGGCGUUUUCACUCAUAAUAUCAGCCGCCAAACCGGUCUCACUCCAGGUUUUGAAGCCGCUCACAUUAUCCUUCGUAAAAUCCACGAGUACCAAAAUGGGCGGUUUGGUCGGAUUCUAUCCGGGGUAUUCCUUUCGGGGGACUUGAACAGCCAAGAAGAUCAGGAGGCCUACACUGUGUUGACGUCGACCGAUUCCCCACUGCUCGACUCUGCAAAGCUAGUGAAUUCCAGUAAGCACCACGGUAACGAGACGACUUGGUCUGGCUUUGGGUACGAGGGAUUAGAACCCGGCCGCAUUGACUACAUUCUCCUAGGGCCAAGAGCCAAAUAUGUGACCACAGAGGGCCAGGAUCAGUCGUGGGAUAUGGAGGGAUAUGCCGUGCUGGCGAAUCGAUUUGACGAUGGCGUAUAUAACUCGGACCAUCGGGCGGUAGUGGUUGAUGCAAUGUUGCGUAGUUGA
Molecule: messenger RNA, 891 nt
Organism: Aspergillus ochraceoroseus IBT 24754
Lineage: Eukaryota; Fungi; Ascomycota; Eurotiomycetes; Eurotiales; Aspergillaceae
Product: endonuclease/exonuclease/phosphatase family protein
Exons: 2
Coding region: 1-891 (296 amino acids)
Molecular function (GO): 3'-5'-RNA exonuclease activity
Source: RefSeq, a predicted model, not a curated record